Messenger RNA from Pseudomyrmex gracilis, 2134 nucleotides. RefSeq lists its product as uncharacterized. Bases 168 to 1862 code for a protein of 564 amino acids. The transcript is spliced from 6 exons. The record is from RefSeq and is a predicted model, not a curated record. NCBI's taxonomy places the organism in Eukaryota, Metazoa, Arthropoda, Insecta, Hymenoptera, Formicidae.
AACGGUCGCGAAUGCAUCGCGUGGUUAACGAAAGUGCACAGUUCUCGCAACACAGUGAAACAUUGAUGAUUAAGAAAUUUGUAUUUCGUCGCGAGUCUGCAAUAAUUUCUCGUCAGUCAAAUGUACAAACGUACCGUCCGAUGAGGUAAUUGCGCGAACGAACUGCCAUGGCACAACCACCUGAAACAGCGCCGGUGCAUUGUUACACCAAUCCGUCGUUCUGUCGCCAAUCGGAGUACAUACCGGACGAUCAUGCUCAUACCGACUUGCCGCCGCCGCCGCAACAAUUUCAAGGAAGCGACGAUUUACCGCCGCCUCCGCCACCGUUACAAUUGCAAUGUCACACCGCCGGUCAGAGCAAUCCGGCCUUCCAAACCCCGCUAGAGACGCUGGACGUGUGCGAGUCCCGGAACCGAUAUUGUUAUCUGGAGGAUAGCAGAGCUCCCGUGCACAGACGGUACUCGAGUCUUCCGGUAGAGGAAACUCGCGUGAUUUACAAUCAGUCUUCGCGAUACGAAUACAUACAGCAGGAGGAAACGGAGAGGGGCCAGUUGGCGCGCAGAGGAUCGUCGAGAUACGAGUUUAUUCCGCAGCACCAGCAGGUGCAACAACGUUCCGCAACAGCAACCAACCAAGACGAUCGAGGUGGGUCUCAGACGCGAGCGUGUCGCGGCAAUGCCGGCAGAUACGCGCUUAUACCGGGUGAGCAAGACUACCAGGAUGAUGGACCGCAAUGGAGCAAUGUCAAAUCGGCGCCUCAGCAUAUUAACACUCCGCAGGGCCGCUACACCAGAGUACCUUUGCAAGAAGAACUCCCGCCGGCACUUCCCGAAAGAAACUUGCAAGAACUCUCGAUCUCGCCGAAGAAUAACUUAGCCACACAGAAGUUACAUGAAAUAUUAUCCACGCCUAGAAAGCCGAGAUCCAGAUCCGAAGAGAGGACGUUAUCGCCGAGAAGACAACAGUCCUUCAAUCAAACCGGCACGCCUCAAAGAAGAGCGCUUACUCCCGGUGGAUCUCCGAGCGGCCGUACCUUUAGCCCAACGCGCUCAACUCCUCAAACCACACCUCAGAAUCGAGGCUCCGUAGCCGCGGGACUUCAAACGUCGACGCCGAAUAAAGAAUCUUCGGCACGAAGAUGCCUUCCGCUGCUGGAGAACUCGUCUCGACAGCAAGACGUUUGCCCGGCCAGUAACUGUGGUCGGCUUCGUUACAUAGGCACUGCUCCGGUCGAUUUAAUAAAUUUGAGUCACAAUGAACCACCGCCUCGUUAUGCGUAUACAGAAAGCGGCUUGGAAUCCAUGCCGAUGAUGUCAGGAUCGCCUAGAUAUCAAAUGGUACCCGCCGAUCAGAAAAACUAUCACAGCGUGGAAAGCGCGUUUAUGGCGCGAACUGCCGUCGUGCCUCCGUUAUCUCCGCCCAACAGCGACGCGAACACGACCAUGGCGAGUGGUUUGGAAAAAGGCGAGAGAAGAAACGCACCUAUUUUACUUAUGCUGGUCGGUCUUUUGACUUGCGGUCUCGCUCUGUAUCUGUCCUGGACACAGGGAAGAAGAUAUUACUUUGAUAGCGCAGUAGGUUGCGGUGCUUGCUGCGCUCUGGCCGGCGCGUGCAGAACUUUAAGAAAGACGUGGACAGGACUUGGCCUGGCCGGACUGUCGGCAUUGAGUUGUGCCGGUCUUCUGUUGCUUGCUGCUAAAUCUCCAAAAGAAGGCACGCCUCUUCACGAUAUCACAGCCGGUGCAUUAUGCGGCGUAUCAGUCUUAGGUGCUGGUCUGGCUCUGUUGGCACUUUUGAAGCCGAGAUGCAGCUUCGGACGUCAUAGACGAGUUCAUUCUUGGAUACCAAGAUUCUCUCCUUAACUUUCAAAACCGUUCCGACAUUUUUCACGAAUACGCUGGAAUUGUUUUUUUCAAAAUAAUACCAAUAAUAUGUAAAAAUAUAAAUGUAAAUUAGAUAAAAUGUAUCAUUGGACAGAAAUAACUUUUUAUUUUAUGAAUAUUUAUAAGUAAAUAUUUAUAAUACAAAUAUAUUUAGUAAAACAAUUUAAACAAUGUUAUAUAAAACUCAAUUAUAAGUACACAUAUAUUGCAUACAACUGUGCUAUGUACGAUAUGUAAAACAAAAUUAUCAA